CGUGUGUCGCCGGCACCAGUGGAGUUGUGUGCGCGGCGCACCACGCAGCCUGGAGAGCUCCUCACAUGACAGCUCAGUGAAAACAAGCGGAACAGCAGGCGGAUCUUCUACGCAGUGGCUUUUCUCCCCCCACCUUAUCAAAAAGGAUUUACUUCUUUAUCGAUUUUUACCUGGUUUGAUCGAUAAUGCCAGCUGACACUAUGGAAAAGCAGACGGCAUCUCCUAUAGCGGGAGCUCCUGCAAACGGAUCGCACACACCUGACAAGCCCAAAAAUGCCAGCGAGCAUAGAAAGUCGUCCAAACCCAUUAUGGAAAAACGCAGGAGAGCAAGAAUAAACGAGAGCCUUUUGCAGCUCAAGACUCUCAUCCUGGAUGCACUAAAGAAAGAUAGCUCCAGACACUCCAAGUUGGAAAAAGCAGACAUCCUGGAGAUGACAGUGAAGCACUUGAGGAACCUGCAGCGCGUGCAGAUGAGCGCAGCGCUCUCAGCAGAUGCCACGGUCUUGAGUAAAUACAGAGCAGGAUUCAAUGAGUGCACGAACGAGGUCACCCGCUUCCUGUCCACCUCAGAAGGGGUGAGCGUGGAGGUGAGAUCGAGGCUCCUCAACCACCUGUCCAGCUGCAUGAGUCAAAUGAUGCCCGUCAGCUACUCACAGCAGGCCCCGUCCCAGCAGGCGCACCUGGCCCAGCCUGUCCAUGUGCAGCUGCCAUCCUCUCUGCCCAUCAGCGGCGCAGCAAUGAGCUCCAAACUCAGUCCUGCAGAGGCCGUGUCCCCUAAGGUCUUCAGCGGGUUCCAGUUGGUGCCUGCAACUGAUGGACAGUUCGCUUUCUUGAUCCCCAACCCCGCCUUCGCCUCCACCACAGCUCCUGUCAUCCCUCUUUACGCCAACGCGGGAAUGCCUGUCGCUGUGAACGCCAGUCCGGUGCACGGCAGUUCCGCACCGACCGCAUCAUCUCCAGUCCACGGGAUGACGUCCUUCUCAGGGGUGUCCCAAGCGGUUAGUCCUGUGGUAGUGAGCAUAGGUUCCGACAGCGACCCAGUGUGGCGGCCUUGGUAGCCCAAAGAGCUGCAGAGACUCAUUUAAAACCCGUUUGCAUUACUCUUUCCGGUUUAAACUUUAACUGCACACAGAACUGUUGCGGGCCUCGAACCUGUGACUUUUCCUACUGGAUGACCACUCUGUCCCACUCCCCAAUAGCCCAAUAGCGCUGAAUGUUUCGUUUUAUGGAACAGAUGUUGCUUUAAAUAGCGCGUGUUUGGUUCAUUUUUGUUUAUAAUUUAUUGUUGAUUCCAACAUUUGGAUGUCGGUGAUAAAGACACAGAUGGAAGAUUUAUAGAAACAUUUGCUAUGAAGUACUUUUUAUGAAAAGGUUUAGUGUUGUACAAAGGUGAUUGUUAUACCAAAGCUGUGUUUUAUACUCUGUAUUGUUUUGUGUUAUAAAAAGAAAAAAACUGAAGUCAGGUGGCGAGGCAGUGUUUUAAUAAAAGAUAUUUCUGAAA
Nothobranchius furzeri (turquoise killifish) is the source of this 1501-nucleotide messenger RNA. It is a transcript of the gene hes4, whose product is annotated as hairy-related 9. Gene Ontology annotation, biological process: anterior/posterior pattern specification; regulation of transcription by RNA polymerase II; regulation of neurogenesis. Gene Ontology annotation, cellular component: nucleus. Lineage: Eukaryota; Metazoa; Chordata; Actinopteri; Cyprinodontiformes; Nothobranchiidae. Gene Ontology annotation, molecular function: protein dimerization activity; DNA-binding transcription factor activity, RNA polymerase II-specific; RNA polymerase II cis-regulatory region sequence-specific DNA binding. The record is from RefSeq and is a predicted model, not a curated record.